Schistocerca americana (American grasshopper) is the source of this 864-nucleotide messenger RNA. Its product is annotated as non-classical arabinogalactan protein 31-like. The coding region runs from base 1 to 864 and encodes 287 amino acids. The transcript has a single exon. NCBI's taxonomy places the organism in Eukaryota, Metazoa, Arthropoda, Insecta, Orthoptera, Acrididae. The record is from RefSeq and is a predicted model, not a curated record.
AUGGCCAGGCGGGCGGUCGGGCAGCGGGCGGGCGGUCGGGCAGCGGGCGGGCGGUCGGGCGGGUGGGACGCUGGCGGGCGGAUGGGUGGGACGCGGGUGGGCGGGCUGGCGGGCACGGGCUGGCGGCCACACGCCGUCCCGCCCGCUCAGCCACCCGCCGCCUGCUCGCCCGCCCGGCCGAACACCGCCUGCCAGCCCGGCCGCCUGCCGCCAGCCUAUCUGACGCCCUCCCGACCCCUCGAAAGCCCGCCCAUCUGCCCGCCCACUCGGCUGUCAGCUGCCUUCCAGCCGCCCGCCCGCCCGCACGCACACCACCUGCCCACCCGUCCGGACGUCUGUCCGCCUGCCCGCCGCCUGCCCACCCGCUCAGCCACACAGCACCUGUCCGGCGCCUGGCCGUCCGCCCUCCCUUCCGUCCACCACCCUCCCGCCCGCUCGGCCGCCCGCCGCACGCCGCCCGCCGCCUGCCCGCCCGCCCGCUCGGCCGCCCGCCCGGCCCUCCGCCAGCCCGCCCGCCUGCCCGAACGCCCGCCCGCCCAGCCGGCCGGCCGCCCGCCCGCCCGCCGCCUGACCGCCCGCCCACCUGCCCGCCGCCUACCCGCCAGCUGCCUGCCCGUCCGCCUCGCCGCCCGCCCACCGCCUGUUCACUGCCUGCCCGACCACUCGGCCGCCCGCCCGCCUAUUCGCGCGCCUGCCUGCCCUCCCGUCCAGUUGCCUGCCGACUGCAGAACCGCCUCGCGCCCGCCGUCUACCCGCCCUCUUGGCCAGCCGCCUACCCGCCCGCUUGGAAGGCCGCCGCCCUUCCGGCCGCCUGACUGCCUGCCGCCCUCCCGCCCGCCCCCUGACUGGCCGCCCGGCCGCUAA